AUGCCGCCAAAAGGGGCACACCAGAGAACAAUGUACAAAUCGGGCGGUAAAGUUUUGUAUGCGAUGCGGAAAACUGGACGUGUAUUCUCGCGAUUGCUGCCCCUACCAGGGAAACGCCGCGAGGACCGGCACGCGCUCCCAAAACCGGCCCGUGAACCCACAGGGAGCACCAACCCAAGUAAAGAACACUACCCCGACCAAUCCAGAGUCUCAGCCGAGCAUUUCCGGCCAAUAGCACUGAAGCCCGGCGAGAAACGUCCCUUGGCCGAGAUUGGACUCGGUGGUAUAAAAAUCCAUGCAUUAAUGGAUACUGGGGCAACCGCGUCUAUUGUCUCCCAACGAAUCUGGGAUUUCAUCCGCGAGAAUAGACUACAGACUAAACAUAACCCCACACCUAUACGGGGAUCGACAUUAGGGAAUCAAGUGAUUCUAUCAUCUGGUACAGUUUGGGUCAAUGUCCAGGAAAAUAAUCGCUCUUACGAGCUACCAUUUCAUGUCAUGCCAGCUUAUGCAAAUGAUAUGCUUCUCGGCGUAGAUAACCUAGCGAUAUUAGGGUAUCAGUUGCAACGCAGGGCAGAAUCUUUUAAUGCAUUGGAUAUGGAAUACGAUCUGGAGACUGCUCGACGAGAAAUAAAAACCUGGCUCAAACUAGACGAAGAAAUAGUUGACUUCAAACGUUUCCAUGAGGGAAAUCCCCCGGAACCUGACCAUGAAAAACCUGAACGCGAACAAAUUGACCGCGAAAACCCUGAACCAGAUUUAGAUGAAACCUUAGGACCGCGUCGUGUAACCCGAGCUAUGGCCAAAAAGGCAAAAUUAGCCUCUGCCGCCGAAGAACCGGGUUGA
Molecule: messenger RNA, 846 nt
Organism: Cotesia congregata
Lineage: Eukaryota; Metazoa; Arthropoda; Insecta; Hymenoptera; Braconidae
Source: the annotation of a GenBank genome assembly